This is a messenger RNA of Amaranthus tricolor (Joseph's coat), 3297 nucleotides long. RefSeq names its product heterogeneous nuclear ribonucleoprotein Q-like. Bases 99 to 2531 code for a protein of 810 amino acids. Gene Ontology annotation, cellular component: nucleus. The record is from RefSeq and is a predicted model, not a curated record. Lineage: Eukaryota; Viridiplantae; Streptophyta; Magnoliopsida; Caryophyllales; Amaranthaceae. The transcript is spliced from 11 exons. Gene Ontology annotation, molecular function: mRNA binding.
CAUAUCAUUCUGUCAUCCUUCCGUCUUGCUCGUCUAUCCCCAAUAUUUUUAGGGUUUCCUCUCUCGGUAAGAAAACUGUACAACACCGAAUAUCAAUCAUGAGAACUCGAAACACAACUCCUAAAUCUACACCGACAGGUAAGAAGACUCCGCCGGCGAAGAAAUCAUCCGUGAAAACCCCAGUUCAAUCUUCUCCAGCGGCAGAUUCUACGUCGGAAACGGCGACUGUAAAAUCCGCGUCUACACCUUCUUCUAAAACCCUAGAAAUCCAGAAUUUGACGAGUUCUUCUACUGAUUCUAAGUCCGAACUUGCAGUUGAGCAAGCAAAAGCACCGGGUGAAGAUGCUGUUUUGUCUCCCCCGAGUAAAGGUCGCAAGGUGACAAAGAGAGUAGUGAAGAAGAAGGUAGUCCGAACCAAAGCUCCUGCUUCGGCUAAAGCAGGAUCUACCGCUACGGUUAAGACAGAAGAGAUUGAUGAGGGCAAGAGCGAUGAAUGUCCUCCAAAGGAUGAGGAUACAACUGAUGCAAAGGAUGUCAAUCUGUCGGAAGCAGAUGACAAUGUUACGAAGGAUGUGGAGCCAGUAAAGCAAGACGAAAUUGGUGCUGAAAAGAGUGAAGCGACAGCUGAAGAAAUCAAGAUUAAGGGUAAAGAAAAGCUCGAUGUUGAUGGAUCAGAAACAUUGACUAUAGAUGGUGCUGCAAAGUCUGCUGCCAAUGAGGAACCUAGUGAAGUGAAGCUGGAAGGCAUACAUGAAGAUCCGGUUGAAGAUCCUAAUGAUGUAGAAAAGACAGGAUCUGAAAAAGAGUUUCAAGAUAAGCCAGACAAUAUGGAUGAUGAUCAGAAGGAGAAUCUGGACAAUAAGAAGAUGCCAGAAAAUAAGGACGAUGAUAAGUUAGAGAAAAUGGAAGAAGAUAAUACUGCACAACCAAAAGGAGAUGAGGAUCCUGCUGAUGGAAUUGAGGAUUAUGGUGAGGAAGAGGGCUUUGUUGAACCUGGAGAGGAAGAUCUCCAAGAGGAUGAAGAGCCUGAUAUUGGGGAUGAGGUGAAGCCAGAAGAGGAGAACAGAGAAUUGGCUGCUGCUGCUAAGGAGCGUAAAGUUAAGAAAGAGCUUGAAAUUUUUGUUGGUGGGCUAGACCGAGAAGUUGUUGAAGACGACGUUAAGCAGACCUUUGAAAAUGUUGGAGAGGUUGUUGAAGUUAGAUUAUUGAAAGAUCCUUCCACAAAUAAGAAUAGGGGCUUUGCUUUUGUGAGGUUUGCGACUAAAGACCAAGCUAAGCGCGCUUUAUCAGAGAUGAAAAAUCCUGUUAUCCGUGGAAAGCGAUGUGGCACUGCACCUAAUGAGGAUAAUGACACUUUGUUUCUUGGUAAUGUCUGCAAUACGUGGACCAAGGAAGCAAUAAGACAAAAGCUAACAGAAUAUAGCGUUAAUGGCGUUGAGAACAUCACUCUUGUCCAAGACCCUCGUCAGGAGGGUUUAAGCCGUGGGUUUUGCUUUAUUCAAUUCUCUUGCCAUGCUGAUGCAAUGCAUGCUUACAAAAGGCUUCAAAAGCCGGAUGCCAUUUUUGGCCAUACUGAAAGGACUGCAAAGGUUGCAUUUGCUGAGCCUCUUCAAGAGCCAGAUCCUGAGGUGAUGGCUCAGGUCAAAUCUGUUUUUGUAGAUGGGCUUCCUCCGCAUUGGGAUGAGGAUCGUGUUAGGAAGCACUUCAAAAAUUAUGGGGAGAUCGAACGGAUUACACUGGCUCGCAAUAUGUCAUCGGCCAAGAGGAAGGAUUUUGGUUUUGUUGAUUUCAUGACACAUGAGGCUGCCAUCACCUGCAUAGAAGAUGUGAACCGUAAAGAGUUGGUUGAUGGCAACUCAAAGACGAAAGUAAGAGCUAGGCUUUCUAAUCCUUUGCCGAAAACUCAAGCUGUGAAGGGUGGGAUGUGUGGUGGUUUUCGCAUUGGCCGACCUACUGGCAGGGGAAUUGGCGGGCGUACAGGCCCUAUGUUGAAUCGUCCAAACUUCCCAUUUGGUAGAUCUGCACGUGGCCAGUUUCACGAACCUGCCGGACCUUAUGGACGAAGAUUUCCUUUCAGGGCUGGUUAUGGGGUAACAGGACCACCUCCUACUGGAAGGCCAAACUUUGGUGGACCUAGGGAUGUUGACCGUAGUCUUGCAAGACCUGCUCCUCCACGUAGAGAGCCAUAUCCCCUUGAUGAUGGCAACUAUUCAAGGCCUUUCAUAGGUAGACAAUAUGAUGAUGCAUACAAUUACGAUGACAGUCAUGGAUUAAAGCGACCAUAUUAUAUGACCGAACAAGAUCCUUCUUAUAUGGAACCAAGUCGAGUGCGUCCUCGAUUUGAUUAUUCUGCUUCAGGACGCGGAACCCAAUAUAGAGACAGUUAUGGAGCCGGUAGCAGUUACUACUCGAGUGGCUAUUAUGGUCCUGACUAUUCUACACGACCUCACUCAUCAUUUAAUCCUCGGGAUCGUCCCUAUGGAGGCGGCCAUGGAGGUGGCCAUGCAGGUGGUCAUGGCUAUUACUACUAGGUGUAGGAGUGUUAGUUCCAAGGUGGUGGAAGCUGCAACAUUAUGGAUUAUUUACAGGCUUGCUGUUGGAGAUCUAUUGUUUUCCUUCAUCUUACUUUUCUGCUUUCUUUCUGUCUCUUCCUCAUCUUUUUCUUCAAAACUGGCAUCCUGUUGUGGCCAUGUAGUCAAGUGUUUGUGACUUUAUCAUGUGUCGGGUUCCUUGGUCCAGUCUAGGCUUUGAUUGACCUUCUUUAAGGAUGGCCUUGAGUCGCAUAAUUAAGGAGCUGAUAGAUGAUGGCCUUGAGUGGCAGUACAAUUUGAGGAUAAUAGAUGUUCCUUGUGGUUUACAGAUAGUAUUUACUGAUAUCGUCAUUUACUGAUUCGAGGAUGUUGAAGAAUGACUUGUGGAAAAGAUUUUCUAUUUAUGAUCUUAUCUUAAUUUCGAAGAAUAGUAGCAGCCCUUUUCUUGUGCAUUUUGGGAUUUUUAUGGAAUAAAUCUCUGAUGAAUAUUAUGGCUGAAGAGUGGGUGCAAAACUUGUGUUGGUGCUUAAGUAAAUGCUUUAUGGGUUCUAGUAUCUUUUAAGUUAUUGAUUGUAUCAUCUCAAUAUCAGAUGUAUUUUGUUAUAUAAUCUCUGGUUACUGUGCCCCUUUCUGUUUCAUGGCUUUUGGGUUUCUUUGUAAUAAAUGGAAUGUAGGUUGCUUUCUUCAAAGAGAUUAUCUUUUCAUGAGAACUAAUGACCGUUUGGGUCUGCGAACCUUAUGAUUUAAUUAUGUGGUUUUCCAAGGA